UUGACAAAAAGCCCUAAUUUUCAUUUUCAGCUUUGUUCGCAUAUCCUCCGAGUCUGGCGAUUUUUAUGGCUCCAAGUUGAAAGCGUUGCUCUUUUGUUAGAAAAAAAGAUGGAUUUUGUCGCGAGAGAUAUUAUCAGCAGUCUACCAAAUCCUCUAAUUUCCCACAUCUUGUCAUUCCUUCCCACAAAAGAAGCAGCUUCCACAUCUGUUCUCUCGAAAAGAUGGCGUUAUCUGUUUGGUUUUGUAACAAAUCUUGAUUUUGACGACUCCGUCUGUGAGGAUCAUGAAGGAAAAAGCGAUGCUGAAAUUAGUAGAAGUUUUAUGGAAUUUGUGGACAGAGUGUUGGCUUUGCAAGGGAAUGGUAACGUAGACAGAUUCUCUCUAGACUGUAGUAAUUAUGAUGUUGAUCUAGCUCGUGUCACUGGUUGGAUAUACAAUGUGUUAGGACGCGGUGUAUCAGAACUUGAUCUAAGCCUCGUGGAGUAUUCCUUGCCUUGGGAGAUCUUUAUGAGCAAGACACUGGUUAGGCUGAAAUUAGGACCGGGACAGGAUCUUAGACUCACCAUUGAUAGGAAAGAUGUUUUCCUUCCAAAGCUUAAGACUCUCUGUAUUGAUUCUGUUGAGGUUGAAGAGCGUGGUUUUGGGUUUGUAAAGCUUCUUUCUGGCUGUCCCGUGCUCGAGGAAUUAGUUCUAAAUAAUCUCGGGUGGGAAUAUUGGAAGUUUUUCACUGUGUCUCUCAAAACCCUCAAGAGGCUGACUAUUUUCUCUGAGGACGAGACUGAUGAGAAUCCAAAGAGCGUGACCCUUGAUACUCCAAAUCUUGUUUACCUAGAGUAUUCUGACGCUAUUGCAGGGAAGUAUCCAAAAGUGAACUUAAGCUCGCUUGUUGAAGCUCAUAUCGAUCUUCGGAUGACAGAAGAUCAGAGUGCAGAUGUAAACUUUUCAGAAGACGACUAUUUCCCUGAAGAUUAUGAGGAAAAACAGGUGGCCGGUAAUGCAGCUGAAUUUUUUAAGGGAAUAUGCUCUGUUCAGAUCCUUUACUUAUCUGCCAAAACUAUUGAGGUACUUACUUUCUGCUGUGAGCCAAUCCCGGUUUUCAACAACCUGAACCAGUUAACGAUUGAGAGUCAGUCGGAAAUAGGAUGGGAUUCACUGCCAAGUCUACUCAAUAAUUGUCCAAAACUGGAAACCCUUGUUUUAAAGCGUCUUCUCCACAAGUAUAACAAGGGGUGUGGGAACGUGUGCUGUUGUAAACGUCCGAAGCAUCCUUCUUGCCUUUCAUCUUCUCCGGUGAAGGUGCUAAAGAUUUUUCUGUUUGAUGACAAUGAUGAAGAAGACGGGUCGGAAGUGCGACAGAUUAAGUAUUUCUUGGAGAAAAUGCCGCGUCUUGAACAGUUGCUAGUAUACUACGAUACAUCAUAUGAACCUGCUGUAUUAGACUUAUCCAAGAAGCUUCAGAUGACUUCUAAAGUAGCUUCACCAAAGUGCAAGAUCCAGGUAGUCUCUGAGAAUCUUAGUUUGUCAUGCACUGUUCCUUCUUUCUUAACAACGAAAUGGUCUACUCUUCCUCCCGAAGAAGAAGAAGAACACCGCUGGGUUGAGACUCCUCCUCGCGAGAUAAAAGAUUCCAUGCUUAUGUAUGCUUCUUCUCCAGAAGAAGAAGAUUACUGGUUUCACUAGGCUUUGAUCUAAACUCGAAGCUUUUAAAGAUUUCCUCUGUUUCUGUCGUUUUCUACUUUUGCACUCUGGCUUUUGUCCUUUUUGAAACUGAGAAUGUACUCUAAAACUUUAUGUGUCCCUCUUUGUUUCCUCUUAUUCUGGUGUUAAAAACUUUAAAAUGUUGUUCCAACUUUAAGCACGCUUGCACGUGGCUUGUAGAAGUUCUUUUUUAUAA
Messenger RNA from Capsella rubella, 1894 nucleotides. Its product is annotated as F-box/LRR-repeat protein At3g59200. NCBI's taxonomy places the organism in Eukaryota, Viridiplantae, Streptophyta, Magnoliopsida, Brassicales, Brassicaceae. Gene Ontology annotation, molecular function: protein binding. The transcript is spliced from 4 exons. The record is from RefSeq and is a predicted model, not a curated record. Bases 109 to 1680 code for a protein of 523 amino acids.